UGUCACUAGUGUCAGCGUGACAGAAGAUGCUCAACUGAAAUAUAAAAAUUAAAAAAUACAAAUUAAGUUUUGCUUCAAGUUUUGUUGUAUUAAUUCCGUUUACGUUGUAAUUAAGUGUAUUCCGUGUUAACUCGUUACGUUAUUUAUACAGUUAUAAACGAUUAUUUUAAAUAUUUAAGUGUUAGUUCUAAACGAAGAUUUAAAAAAUCAAUAAAGCCAUUCUCUUCUGCCGGUUCGCGUGAAGUAAAUUAAUAAAUCUACCGAAAAAUAUUAAGAGGAAAUCAACGCAAUUUAUCAACGUAGAUCACACGAAGAGUUAUGGUUUUUUAGCAUCGACUUUAAUUUAUUGUAAGGGAACCCCAUCGUCAUCAGCUGCCAGCAACAGCACCGUAUGGCAGCUAAUCCUGAAGCUUUUCGUCAUAGGCACCAGCCGCCUACACAUAUGAAACGUCGCACAAUCGCCAUACAAAUCGCGUCGACGCGCCGGCAAUUCUGCAGAAGAGACGGUGACUUGGAAGAAUGGCUGACCAGAAUUCGGACGCCGAGCGGCCCCUCCGAAUAGACGAUCGAAGCGAGGAACGCCGGCCGAACGGCGGAGUCCCGCCGGAGCGCCCUGAAGAAGCGCCUUCGACGCCCAAGCCACGCUUGGAGUUGAUACUCAACGAGAAGAACAAGCCGGAGAAGGGCCGGGCGAGGAACAACAAUUUGUACGCCAAUCCCAUCAGCGAUGAUCGGCUGGACUCCGAGAAGCUCCUCAUAUGCAAUAAAGACGAAGAUGACAGACCAGUAUUACACGUGCAAUUCAACAGCGACAAUCGCAGCGAAGUCUCCACCAUCAAGAAAUCCUCCGGACGCAGCAGCAUCGAUUCAUCGUCGUCCUCAUCAUCUUCAUCAUCAUCAUCUAGCGUAUCGUUGGAGCUAUCGGAGGCCCGACCGCCCGACGGCGGCUGGGGCUGGGUGAUCGUACUCGCCUCGUUCGUGGUGAACCUCAUCGCCGACGGCAUCACCUUCAGCUUCGGCGUCAUCUUCGUCGAAUUCCUCAACUACUUCGGCGAGAAUCGCGGCACCACCGCCUGGGUGGGCGGCCUCUUCAUGGCGAUGCCGCUGCUCUCCGGGCCGGUGGCCUCGUUCCUCACCGAUCGCUACGGAUGCCGCAAGGUCACCAUAUUCGGCGCUAUUCUAGCCUCCAUCGGUUUCAUCAUCAGCUCGACGGCCGAUUCGAUGAUCGUGCUGUGCAUCACCUUCGGCCUGCUGGCCGGUUUCGGUUUGAGUUUAUGCUACGUGGCUUCGGUGGUGAUUGUAGCGUACUAUUUCGACAAGAGGCGGUCGUUUGCUACGGGUUUGGCGGUUUGCGGUAGCGGCAUCGGAACGUUCAUAUUCGCGCCGUUGAUACAGCUGUUGCUCGACGAGUACGGGUGGCGCGGCACGACGCUUAUCCUGGCAGGGUUGUUUCUGAACAUGGUGGUGUGCGGGGCGCUGAUGCGCGACCUGCCUUGGACGUCGGAGAAGCAGAGGAUGAUGGCCAGACAGCGGAAGAGGAACCGGCAUUUGAGGAGGCAGCAGAAGGAGGCGUCGGCCGAUUCGGUGUCGGUUAGCAACAGCACGAAUACCGCUAGCGUUUUACAAACGAUUAUCGAACAGAAGGAGGAUGAUGUUGAUGAUUCUAGACGAGUUAGGCUCAGUAGUUCUUUGGUUAACUUACCCACGUACGUUCGUAACGGGGAGAAAGUACCGUUAGAAGUUUUGGAGUUACUGACGAGCCACAAGAACGUCUACAACGUACUACUGACGAAUUACCCCAAUCUGUUGACUCCGUCGAGGAGUUUGAGCUCCGGUAGACUCAACGAGGGGUUGAUGAUCUCCAAACACGCCGCCACCCAAUCGCAUCUAUCACCGCCCGCUACUACAUCACAAACAGACGCUGACGAUCGCUUGUGGUCGUCGAAGAAGGACCAAAUCCCGCCUAUCCAGAAGAAACUACCCACCGCCUAUCUGCGCGAUUUGAGAAUCCACCGACUAUCAGUCACCUACAGAGGAGCCAUGCUUAACAUCAACAGGUACCGCCUGCGGGCCAGCUCCUGUCCGGACAUCUACAGGAACUCGAUGACGACCAUCGCCAAGCAGAAGGUCCAAUGGUACGCCGGUUUGUGGGACUUUUGGGACCUGCUGGUCGACAUGUUCGAUUUCUCGCACUUUCUCGAUCCCAAGUUCCUGGUGUUCGCCAUCUCGAAUUUCCUCCUCUACACGUGGUACGAUGUUCCCUACGUCUAUCUCACGGACAACGCGCGCAAAAACGGCUGCUCCGAGAAGGAGGCUUCGCUUCUGAUCUCCAUCAUCGGCAUCAUCAACAUGCUAGGAGAGAUUAUACUCGGUUGGGCGGGGGAUAGGCGAUGGGCAAACGCCAGUUUGAUCUACGCUUUGUGCAUGGGUUUGUGCGGAGGCGUCACCGCUUUGGUGCCGGUGGUGACCGAUUACAGCAUGAUGAUGGUGGUGUCGGGAGCCUUCGGGUUCUUCAUAGCCGCCAAUUAUUCUCUGACCUGCAUCAUUCUGGUGAAAUUGAUCACGUUGGAUCGGUUCACCAACGCCUACGGGUUGCUGUUGCUGGUGCAAGGCGUCGCCAAUCUCGUCGGGCCCCCUUUAGCCGGUUGGGUGUACGACGUGACCGGCACUUAUAACAUGUCCUUUUACUUGGCGGGCAUCUUCAUAGCGUUGUCGGGAUUGUUGCUGACGGUCAUUCCGAUGAUGAAUCUCUGCAGACGGACGGUGUUGAGGCGAAAUGGCGGUAGCGAGGCGACGAUCGAGGAGUAAUUCGUUGUGAUAGAUAUUUGUGAAUUGUCUAUGUAUUAUUUGUUUUGUUUUUUUUUUGUCGAAUUUAACGUCCACAAGUGAACUUAAAUAUAUUUUAUAGGCGAUUUUGUAAGCGAGAAACGUUAAGGUGUAGCGUUUGGGUUCUUUUCAAUCAACAUAGUUCGAGUUAAGUUAGAGGUGUUAAUGUUGAAGAAUUUCGAGAUUUUUUGUAGCGUUUAAAGCGGGGAUUGGCGAGAUUUUCGGGUAUCGGUGGUUUAUUUUUAGUGUUUUAUUUGCUCGAUUUUGUGCCAAACGAGGAGAGAGUGAGGUACCCGGGAAUUUCUGACAAUCGAUUAGAGUUUCUGAUUAGCGGAGUAAAUCCAUAUACGUAUUGCGAAAUAAAUAAAUAAAUAAAUAAAAUAAUCUUAGGAAAUACACUGCACGAAAUUAGUUCUAAUCGAUGCACUUGUAACAAAAGAGUUGAAAGUGGGCAAGCAAAUUUUGUAAUUACAUUGAAACACUAUUUAGAUGCGAUUUAAUGAAGAAAAAAAUAAAUAAAAAUACGUAUAUGGUUAAUGGGUGAAUUAAAGAAGCUUCUAUGGCAAUAAAAUUACCUUAGAUAGUUUGUUAACUAUUUUUUGAUCUUCCAAUUUUGAAAAAAAAAAUACUCGGUAGGUAAACUAGCGUUCUAAAACGAUUAGAAAUGUUUUAUUGAUGAAUUGUUCCUCAGGUUUUAAUAAUGAAUACUCUUCAUACAUUAUAGAUAUAGCGUUUUACAAAUUAUAUAAUACUUAUUCUAAACGUAUUAAUCGAUUAUUUUCUUGCCAAACUGUAUUUUAUUUUACUUUUAAUUCUCAUAGGUACUAUACAGUACUCGUAGACUUCCGAAAAUAUAAUAAAUUAUAUACUUUAUAUGCUAUUUCCUGCAAAUUCUC
Molecule: messenger RNA, 3722 nt
Organism: Phyllotreta striolata
Lineage: Eukaryota; Metazoa; Arthropoda; Insecta; Coleoptera; Chrysomelidae
Source: the annotation of a GenBank genome assembly